AUGUGCGAUGCCCGCAAUGUUUAUGAUACCAUUGAGCUGAUAUCAGCAAUUGGAGUUCAAAAAUCAAAACAGAGAAUCGAUCAUACAAUUAUUAAAUCAUUUUUAGCUGGUGUUUUACUAUCAUUCAGCGGUCUGUUUCUCAUCAUUGUUGGUGGUGGAAGUGCUCCACUGGCUCAGAGUCUUGGUCCUGGGAUACAAAGAAUGAUACAAGCUGCUGUAUUUCCUAUUGGCCUAAUUUUGAUUGUUAUGACUGGUGCUGAUUUAUUUACUGGUAAUACAAUGACAUUAAUGAUAUCAACAUUACAUAAAAAAACAACAUGGUUUGAUCUUAUCAUUUCAUGGGUAGUUUCGUACUUUGGAAAUCUUGCUGGCUGUCUGUUUUACCAUAGUAUACUUGUUUACUAUGCAGGUGUUAUCUCUGAUGAUCCUUAUCGCUCAUUUGCUGUACAAAUUGCGACAGUAAAAGGUAACAUUCCAUGGCAUCAAAUGUUUUUAAGAGGUAUUGGUGGUAAUUGGCUUGUAUGUCUAGCAAUAUUGCUCGGUAUAACCGGACGUGACUUACAUUCAAAAAUAAUCGGUAUUUUUCUGCCUAUCUGGCUUUUCGUAGCUGUUAGAUAUGAACACUCUAUUGCCAAUAUGUUUCUAGUUCAAGUGGGUAUGAUGCUUGGUGCUAAUUUAUCCGUUGGAAAAUAUAUUUCAUGUGUUAUGAUACCUGUAACACUUGGAAAUAUUAUUGGCGGAGCAUUUUUUGUUGGUAUUGCAUAUUGGUACCUUUACAUACUGAAGAACGUUGAUGCUGGUGUUAAGGAUGAUGUUAGUCAAGUAGUACAAAACCAAAAUAAAUUAAAUCAAUCUGAGCAAUUCGUUAGUAUUACUUUAGGAUUUUAG
Rotaria sordida is the source of this 888-nucleotide messenger RNA. Lineage: Eukaryota; Metazoa; Rotifera; Eurotatoria; Philodinida; Philodinidae. The record is from the annotation of a GenBank genome assembly.